Messenger RNA from Ricinus communis (castor bean), 1449 nucleotides. Its product is annotated as protein FMP32, mitochondrial. Gene Ontology annotation, cellular component: mitochondrion. Lineage: Eukaryota; Viridiplantae; Streptophyta; Magnoliopsida; Malpighiales; Euphorbiaceae. The coding region runs from base 278 to 985 and encodes 235 amino acids. The record is from RefSeq and is a predicted model, not a curated record. The transcript has 7 exons.
AUCCAGGAGACCGCGACGGACAGAGGCGUUGUGAGCAAGCAACCGUACACCUUUAUAAACACCAGAACUCGAAUCCUUCUUUCUACCUUUUAAUAAUUCAUUUUUAAAACCCCAAUUUUCCGCUCUUCUUGCUUCUAUACUCUUUUCACAUAAAGAACUCUUCUUUGUUAAAAGAAAGAGUAAUGAACCAAGUCGCUACUUUCUUUUCUUUGUAGCAAUCGCUUUCUUAAUUCUUAAUUCACUUGUAGAGUCAAUUAACUGACUGGAGAGAAAAUUAAUGGCUCUAACUAAGCGCGCGAUUCAGUUAGGGUCUAAUUCGUCGUUUUACUUCACUGCGUUUCGAUUGAUCCAUUCAUCUUCGAGUUCGAGUUCGAGUUCGAGUUCGAUUGCUAAUAGAUUCGAUUAUAGACAGAUAUCGCAGCUCGUUAAUCCUAACGGCAAACGGGCAUUUCUUGUGGAUACAUUGGCUUUGGUGAGGAGCUUAGAAGCGCAAGGGGUGCCCUCGAAGCAAGCGGAGGCGAUUACAUCUGCGAUUACUGAAGUGUUAAAUGAUAGCUUGGAGAAUGUGGCACAGUCUUUUGUUUCCAAGACUGAGAUGCAGAAGAGCGAAAUGGUUCAAGAAUCCAAUCUUUCAAAGUUUAAGUCUGAAGUACAGAGUUCUCAGGAGCAUCAUUUUUCCAUGUUGCAACGGGAGACUGAAAAACUGCGGAGUGACAUAGAGAAAAUGCGCAGUGAGCUGAGGUAUGAAAUUGACAAGGUCACAGCUGGGCAGCGUUUGGAUUUAAAUCUUGAAAGAGGACGCAUACGGGAUGAGCUAGCUAAUCAGAAUGCAGAAACCACCAACCUCACGAACAAGCUUGACCGGGAAAUUCAUGCUUUAAGAGCCCAGUUGGAAGCGGCAAAAUAUGAUGUCAUUAAAUACUGCAUAGGUACCCUUGUCUCUAUAUCUGCAGUUGGGCUUGCUGUUCUCCGCAUCUUGUUGUAGUUUUUCAUUUACUUUAGGUGAUUAUUGGCACAGUAUAAGCCGGAAUGCCAAUUUCAUUCUUUUGUGGCAACUGUUGCCUGAUUAAAUAAAAAAAAAGCUGUGACAUUGUUUGAUUGUAAAAAGAGGCAAUAUUCCCACAUGGUUAGAUUAGUUAGUUUAACCAGAGAAUUAACAAAGUCUGUUUCAUGCAACUCUAUUCGCAUGAUUAGGCUUUAUGCCGCUGUGGAGAAGCAAAAGUAAAUGGUGAUGAUGAUGAGUAAAUGUGCUUUAGGGGUAUAUCUGUGCUUUUCAAAAUAUAGAUGGCAUGAUGAUGAUGGGGGAUAAUGGGAUUUUGCCAUGUGAAUUGACAUUUAUGGGAGAAGACUGGGAUAAUUUUUCAUAAACCAGAAGAUUGAUUCGACUUCUUUUUGUAAUUGUAACUAGUAAUGGAAAUGCCAAGUUGUCAUUCUUUGAUUGCUGCGUAA